AUGCCCGUCCGCCGUCCAUUUCCUUUCUUAGUCGCAUCUCCUCACAUUUCCCGUGCCUUGCAUCACACGCACCUUCCGAGACUUCCCUCGUUUUCUCCCUUCUCCCCCUUUUCCCCCCUCCAAAAAAACCACCUUCUCCGUUUUCCCCGGUCUCCGGCCCACCCAGCCACCACUUUGAGCGGCCUGCAUCUGUCUUUCGCCGCUCUAGCCGGGCUGCUAUGCCUCUGCCUCGCGCGCUUCCUUCCUCCCCCCUCCCCCUCCCCCUCCCCCUCUUUCCCCUCCCCCGCUCCGCUCUCUCCCUCCGCCUCUCUGCUCCCCCCUUCAACCACGCCUCCACCCGCCCCGGUCCCCACGUUACCCGCGUGGGAGGUGGGUCGCUUCACGCUGCUCUCCAACGUGUGUGUCGUCACCACCAACUUCGCCCUCCUUGCCAACUCCGUGGGGUUCUACCAGAUCAGUCGUCUGGCGAUCAUCCCUCUAACCUGCGCGUUUGAGUCUCUGCUACACGGCAAGACCUACUCGCCCCCCACGCUAGGCGCCGUACUGGUGGUGCUGGUGGGAGUGGGUGUGUGCACGGUCACUGACGUCUCUGUCAGCGCGUUUGGCCUUGCCACUGCUGCUGCUGGUGCUGUCUCUACGUCCCUGCAACAGAUUUCGGUGGGCGACUUGCAGCAGCGCUAUGCGCUGGGCUCCUUUGACCUGCUCAUUCAGACCGCCCCCCUGCAAGCAGUGUCGCUGCUGCUGCUGGGACCCACUGUGGACUACCUCCUUACAGGCUACAGCGUCAUUCACUACACCCUGACUGCUGAUGCUACUGCGUGGAUUCUCCUCUCCUGCAUCCUCGCCCUCCUCACCACAGUCAGCGUCUACCUCUGCAUCGGAAAGUUCUCCGCGGUUUCCUUCCAGGUGCUAGGAAUGGUGCUGUAUAGCUGGGCUGUGGAGAAGGAGAGGAGGGCGCGGGAAGGUGCGGAAAAGGACGAGGAGGAGGGCUGUGGAGCAACAGCUGAUGGGGCUGCAGCAGCAGCGGCUGAAGAUGAGAGUGUGGCUGCACUGAGAUUGAAUGAGACUACACCUCUCUUACAAGCACAACAGGGUGAUGGAUAUGGCUCUGGUGUGAAUAGUGUUACUGUGAAUAGUGGUGGAAGCAGUGCAACAAGUGUAGGAUGA
Molecule: messenger RNA, 1167 nt
Organism: Closterium sp. Naga37s-1
Lineage: Eukaryota; Viridiplantae; Streptophyta; Zygnematophyceae; Desmidiales; Closteriaceae
Source: the annotation of a GenBank genome assembly